CGUCUGAGCUGGCUUGGCUCUACCGUAUAACAGCUGACAGCCGGCUAUCGAGACGCACCAACAAACCAAAGAAGACUUCACCGUCUUUUAAUUCUGCUCCAUUUUCCAAGUCAAUCCAAAUUGUUAUUUUAUUCCCACCCAGUCCAUAAACUGCUGGUUUGAUCCCCAUCUACACUCAGCAUGCAUCCUUAUUUUUGGUUAUUAAUGUAUUAUUAUAAUUUUUAUACAUAUUUAUAAUCAAUAAUCAUUGUCUCUUACAUUUAUUAAAUCUGAUUCAAUCUACUCUUAAUUUAAUAAAAACAUAUAGCACUAUAAUUGUACAAGUCCUUAAAAGGUGGCCAAAAUGUGUUAUUUAAAAUUGAUGAAAUACUGUAGUCUAAAAAAAUAACGAGUAUAAUGUUACACUUUAACAUAUAACCAGGAUAUAACCAGAAAAUCUGGAUUUAAAAGCAUUUCAAUCUCUGCUGCUUUCACUGGCCAAAAUAGCCUGUUUUGUGAUUGGUACUCCACCCUGGUUGCUCAAAACGUUUCGUUUCUACCUUCUAGGCCUUCAACACUCUGAGAAAAAAAUAACUUAAUUAAACCUGUAUCUGAAUGUUUAAUUAAAAAAGACCAAAAUCAAAAAUACUGGCAAUAAUUUAGACCAGUUAUAAGUUUUGAUCUUAUUUUACCACCUCACCAAGUGUUUUUUAUGUGUUGAGGAAUGCUGUUGGGUUAGUUGUUUCUGGGUGGGACAAACAGGUUCCAACUACCGUCUCAUUCUCAAGUCAGACUCAUUCCCUCGUUUCCGUGCAUCAUGACAUUUAUGGUCUCAGGUGUUUGGGUCAGGGUUUUGUGUAUUUUCUGUUUGGUUGUGGUACCAAGAGUGUGGGCGGAUUAUUGCACCAGCUACUACGAUUCCGACAAUCAACUCCAUGUUUCUGAGAAAUGUGAUAAGUAUUGUUGUGGUGGCUGCAGUAAAAAAUAUUGUUGCAAAAACAAAAAUGACCGCUUAACUACAGAAGAACAGAACAACUGUCCAACAAGGCCUACCAUUACUAAAUACAAUCAGACUAUUGUAGUUGUGGGAAGCAUUCUUGGUGCAGUUUUUCCCAUCAUCAUCUGUGUGUGUGUUAUCGUUUGCUGUGCCGCUCCAUGUUGCUUGUGCUAUAAAAAGUGUAGAAAACGGCCCAACCAAAGGCGGAUAGUGGUAACAGACACUGUAGUCAACAUGCCCCAGCCUUCGUACUCACCAUCCGGAUAUCAAGCUCCCCCUGCGGGCUAUCAGACGGUUCCGGGACAUUGGGGCUCGUCGUUGCCCACUGCCCCGCCCCCAUCGUAUAUGGAGAGCAUUGCUCCAUCUCACCUUCCAGCUACCUUCCUACCAGGGCAGCCGAUGUACACUCUGACUCCUUCCAACCAGCCUCACUCACCUCCACUGCUUAUAGAUGAAGUUGCACAGCACCCCUACAACCCCUCAUAUGUAUUACAAACCUGAACUGAAAGCAUCUUACUCAAUUAAAAUGUAUGCUUCAAAGACCUGGUUGAAGUAUUCUGUGCAAACUGGAAAACCUGUGGGUUAUGGUGUGUGACUAUCCUAGAUACCUCAGUGUGUGGUGUUAAAUUAGAACUGAUGUACCCCUGGAGAAAUGUUCAAUGUUUAUAGAGAAUUUCAUAUGAACUAGAGCUUUAUCUGUGUCUGUUUAUCUGUGGUAGUUUUCAUCUUUUUAAUGGAUGAUCUCAUGCUAAAUGUGGAACAAUGACAAAUAUAUUUUCAUAUUUAAAAAAGUCACAUUAGAACCAACUUUAAAACUGAUUUAUCCAGAGAACUGUUUGUUUAUAUCAAUUCACCGUCUCUGCAGAAAGGUUUCAUUAGUUCUUAGUUCAGUUCUGUAACAUCCUACAUUUAUGUUGCAAUGAAAGCUUGAUAAACAAUAUCAAAAGUAAAAGUUUUUAAUAAGGCAAGAAACCUUACACUACUUACGCAAAUAGAUAUAUGUUGCAUUUUAUCACAUUUUUCUGUAAAUUUUUGUAUCUCUUUGUUAACUUAAAAGUUACACUAUUUGAUUUAAUGAGUAGGUUGACAAUAAAACUAAAAACAAAACUAA
Girardinichthys multiradiatus is the source of this 2087-nucleotide messenger RNA. Its product is annotated as protein shisa-5-like. Bases 797 to 1477 code for a protein of 226 amino acids. Lineage: Eukaryota; Metazoa; Chordata; Actinopteri; Cyprinodontiformes; Goodeidae. The record is from RefSeq and is a predicted model, not a curated record. The transcript is spliced from 5 exons.